Sordaria macrospora k-hell is the source of this 1197-nucleotide messenger RNA. The record is from RefSeq and is a predicted model, not a curated record. NCBI's taxonomy places the organism in Eukaryota, Fungi, Ascomycota, Sordariomycetes, Sordariales, Sordariaceae.
AUGAUUCGACGACUGCACUCGCGGUUCCAGACGCGUCUCAAGCAACACGGAAAUGCGCAGGAUCGGGAAGGUUCUACGGACCAAGAACAGUCUCGCCUUGCACCUCUGCAACAAAUCUUCGCCGCCACCUCUACAUCCGCGUCCCGGCUCCCAGCCGCUUCGGCUACCGGCUCCGCUGACAUAGAGACGUCCGCCGGCGCGGAUAAUACCACUACCUGCCUCCCAGCCGCUCCAGCUACUAGUGCCGCCAACAUAAAGACGCCCACCAAUGCAGAUGACAUUACUACCAGCUUAUCCGUACGACUCUGGGACCGUGCCUACAAUGACCUCAAACAAGAAGAGGCCAGAUUGGUGGACGCAUACGAGAAGAUACUGUCCCGACAGCUGCAGGCUAGCCCCGACUUAACAGUGCCCGAAUCCCAACCGAACAUCAUUGCCCAAAACAACUCGGACAGGCGCCGUCAAAUGAAUCAGCUUAUCAUUGCUGGCCUAGCUAAGACUGAGAAGGAAGCUAAGGUGAAAGAAAGCCUUGGUGUAGCCAUGGAUAUUGUUCUAUCCGCAAAGAACAUUAUAAGUGCGGCAAUCCAGGCCGUGCCCCAAGCCGCGCUCGCCUGGACUGGCGUUUGUAUUGCUUUAGAGAUGUUUACCAAUCCUGUAACCGCAACCGAAGCCAACCGCAAAGGGAUCGACUACGUUGUUAAGAGAAUGAACUGGUACUGGAACCUGUCGAAUAUCCUUCUCAAGGACCCUACCGCCCAUAUCGGCGAACUUUCUGGAGUGAGAGGCGAAUUGGAGAUCCAAAUUAUUGACCUCUAUAAAGUGCUCCUCUCCUAUCAGAUGAAGAGUGUCUGUGUUUGCUAUCGCAACCGCGGUCUAGCCCUUCUCCGGGAUAUAGUCAAGCUUGACGACUGGAAUGCUGACUUGGGGGUUAUCCAAGACGCCGAAAAGUGCUUCCGAGACGACACCCAGACAUACACUGCUCAGCAAGUGACGUCUCAUCUUAACCAGCUCGUUAUACAGCACAUGUCAGAGAAGGACCAGCAAUGCCUGAAGCACUUGCGCCUUACCGAUCCUCGCGAUGAUAAAGUCCGCAUCGAACGGACUAAAGGCGGCCUUUUGCAGGACUCGUAUCGUUGGGUCCUCAAUAACGCUAACUUUCAACAAUGGCGUAACAGCCCACAGCAUCGACUGCUCUAG